Molecule: messenger RNA, 5834 nt
Organism: Cynoglossus semilaevis (tongue sole)
Lineage: Eukaryota; Metazoa; Chordata; Actinopteri; Pleuronectiformes; Cynoglossidae
Gene: asic1c
Product: acid-sensing (proton-gated) ion channel 1c
Exons: 11
Coding region: 1173-2714 (513 amino acids)
Biological process (GO): sodium ion transmembrane transport
Cellular component (GO): plasma membrane
Molecular function (GO): ligand-gated sodium channel activity; pH-gated monoatomic ion channel activity
Source: RefSeq, a predicted model, not a curated record
AGAUGAAGACAGGUGAUUAGUGGCAUCCCAAGACCUCACAACAUCCUUUUAUUUAUUUACUUGUUAUGUUUACUGCUUUGGGGAUGACUCUGUUUCCAGCACAGGUUUGAUUUCUGUUCUUCUUUAUCAGAAAGACCUGAAAUAACCUCUGCAUUCUGCAGAAAUACACCUCUGUCCAUGAGUUGAAAUGUAUGCAGGGGAGCACAUUAAUAUUUGAUGCUGCUACAAAACACAUGAUAGGGAUGCUGCAGCAGGAUGGCUGAUUUGUGUUACAAACUAAAGUGAUUAGCCAAGGUUGAAUCUGUUGUUAUUGGUCUCUUCACUGACUUUAGUGCAGUAAAUCUGAAUACAUACAGUACACAGGCAUACGCUUGGACUAUUUUUUGGACUUAUGUCACUGUAGUAUUUGUAAUAGUCCCAAAAAAAAAUCUAGAUAACCUCCAGUGAUGGUCGCAGCCAAGAAAAUGUCUGGUCUGUGAUUGUGCCACAUUGAAAUUCUCAGGCCAUUUGCAAUAAGCUUAAUGAGGUCAAUGAAUCAGAAGUACACUGGCCCUUCACCACAUUGUCAAUUAAGGUUUCAUUAAGGAUAGAUUAAACAGUAGAUUAUCACUGUCAUUCAAGGUUGUUCCUGUUCUGUGCAUGCCAACGGAGCUAAAUUUGAUGCAGUGUGGUGCUGUCAUUUGAAAUAUGCUCAAAAACUGUUAACCUUUGAGGAUUUCAGAUUUGUUUUCAGCAUCAUUCCCACACAAUAGGGGUCGGCCUGGUCGCGUAUCUGGUAGAUUUAUUUUACUCCUGGAAGUAGCUGUAGAAAUAGCUGUAAAUUUGGCCUGAAUUUGUGCUGCUUUCAGGGCCACUUUAGCACAGAUUUGCCUCACUCUGUGUCACUGUCUGGUCUAUUUUCCUCCACCCGCUGUGUUACUUCACAAAUGAAACCAGAUCUCUCCAAUCCAAUGUGCCCUCUAAGAUCCUGAAGAGGAUUGGUUGACGUAACACUCCAGUGCUACUCACAAGCCCUGGACAUCCAACCCAUGUUCCCCACCCUUCAGUGCAGCGGGGAAGCUACUUGUCCAGCCUGCUUCGCUCAUUUACUCUAGAGGAAGUCGGUAGGUUACCGCUGUGGCAGGAGCAUCUCUUCCAAACAGAGGUCACUGUUUGGAAGUACUCUGGAGAAAAUGGGAGCGCCAGAAGAGGAGGCUCCUCGUCCACCAUCAGACAUCACCGUGUUUGGGGCCAACUGCACCCUACACGGCCUGAGCCACAUCUUCCUGCCCGGUGGAGUGACUUUCAGACGCUUACUCUGGGCUACUGCAUUCUGUUCGUCCCUGUCCAUCUUCCUCUACCAAGUGGCCGAUCGUGUCAUCGAGUAUUACCAGUAUCCCCAUGUCACCCUUUUGGAUGAGAUGGACAGUCCGGUCAUGUACUUCCCCGCAAUAACCAUGUGCAACUACAACAGCUUUCGGAAGUCACAGAUUCGCAGGAACGACAUCUUCUGGAUGGCCGGGCUCCUGGGUGUGGAGCAGAGCGACUUCGAUGACUUCAUGGCCGCGUUAGGGCAGCCCACAGACAACAGCAAGUUCUUCCCCAGCAAGACCUUCAACAUGCUGGAGUUUGUGCAGAGAACCAGCCACAACAUCGACGAAAUGCUGCUCGACUGUAAAUACAGAGGCAAGGACUGCGGUCCAGAGAAUUUCACUACAAUUUACACCCGUUACGGAAAGUGCUACACCUUCAACUCCGGAUUAGACGGAAACCCUCUGUUGACUACUUUGAAAGGCGGAACGGGGAACGGCUUUGGGAUCAUGGUGGAUAUUCACGCAGGAGGAUAUCUUCCUGUUUGGGGAGAGACAGAUGAGACGUCCUACGAAGCAGGCAUCAAGGUUCAGAUCCACAGCCAGAAUGAGCCGCCUUUCAUUGACCAACUGGGAUUUGGUGUGGCCCCGGGUUUUCAAACUUUUGUGUCAUGUCAGCAGCAACUGCUGCAGUACCUCCCUCCACCAUGGGGAGAUUGCAAGUCUACGCCUAUAGACUCUGAGUACUUCUCCACGUACAGCAUCACCGCCUGCCGUAUUGACUGUGAAACUCGCUACCUGCUGGAAAAUUGUAACUGCAGGAUGGUCCACAUGCCGGGGACCUCCACGGUUUGCACACCUGAACAGUACAAGGACUGUGCUGAUCCGGCUUUAGACUUUUUGGUAGAGAAAGACAACGAUUACUGUGUCUGUCAGACCCCCUGCAACAUGACCCGCUAUGGCAAGGAGCUGUCCAUGGUUAAGAUCCCCAGUAAGGCAUCUGCUAAAUAUCUGGCUAAGAAAUUCAACAAAACUGAGCAGUAUAUUGGAGAAAAUAUACUGGUGUUGGACAUCUUCUUUGAAGCUCUGAACUAUGAGAAGAUUGAACAGAAGAAGGCCUAUGAAAUUGCGGGGCUUCUCGGUGACAUCGGAGGUCAGAUGGGACUGUUUAUCGGAGCAAGUGUUUUAACAAUCCUGGAAAUAUUUGACUACCUAUACGAGGUGUUUAAAGAUAAGGUUUUGGGUUACUUCGUACGCAAAAAGCGGCCUCAACGUUGCCAGAGCGACAACCUGGACUUUCCAGAGAACCCAACCAGCCCUGGUGUCACGCCUAAUCAUGCCCCCAGAGCACCUGUGACACACUCCGGAGUCACUCGGACAGUCUCGGAUUCACGCCGAACAUGUUACCUCGUCACCCGACUCUAGGCAACUUCGAGGAGUUUGCUUGUUGACAACACUGAGUUAGGGUUGGUGGGUGGGGUUGCACACUUGGGGACUUGACAGCAAACUGUGAAUUUAUGUAUUUACCAGAAAAAGGGGGGGUUUGACUGUAGACCUCAGACACACAUAUUAUAUUAGAGUUUAUCAUUGCCUGAAUAGAAAUAGAAUACUAUCAUCAGAGGGGGGAAAAAAGAAAACCACUUCCAAAACAGAACUCAGGUUUAACUGCCAUGUUGAAACAUCAGCAUUAAUUUAUUCAUGUUCCAUCUGUGCGCGUGUUUCCAUCUUCCACGGUCUCUUGAAAAUAUUCAGUCAUCACAGAAUAAAGUGUCCAGAGAUGAUUUGCGGCCUGUGUUGAGACGACUUGCUGUUGUGCUACUUUUAUUUCCUGUACAUUAAUCAAAAAAUAGUCACAGGUUAUAAAUGUGAAUAGGUAUUUGUAGCUUUGCAGUUUCCUACCACUGUUACAUCUCCUUCAUCUCCGACCAACGCUGUACUUGAGCUACCGUACAUUAGUCGGCAGUUAGGAGAGGAGAACUGAAUGUUGGAGACAGGAGCUGCUCACACCUGGAGCCAAACGUGGGACUAGUGAUAAAUGUUGCCUUUUGCUCUUUUGAGGCCCACCGUUGCCUCGUUGAUACUAAAACUGUGCUUUCUCAGUUUAAAACACAGAAAGAACUUUAUUAUUUUGUAGAAAUGCAAAUGUGUUCAGUUGUACUUCUCAUGGACACUGAGGUGCGGAGGCUGAAGAACAGGUGGUUUUUGUUGAAUAUACUGGCUAUUUACAUGACGUGUAGAACCCAGUGUGGAGGGACGGAAGUGGUCGGUUGAGUCUUUUUAUGACUGACUUUUUUCAUUUGUCCCAUUUUUGAUGGGAUUAUUAUUAUUGGAAUUAUUACAGAUCAGUCGUUGAAUCAUCAGACCAAAAACAGCGGGGAUUUCUUCUGCCUCUCUUGUACUUCUGGUUCCUCCGUAUCGUGUCUUAACGGUGUUCAUCAGCACAAUGAUAGUAAUCUAUUCUCUAUAAAACACGAGUGAAGUUUAGGUCUGUCUGUGACGUUCCUACGCUUGACGAAAAUUUGUAAAUAAACGUAACUUAAUGCCAUAGAUAAUAGUAUAAAAGUCUAUAUAUAUAUAUAUAAUCAAAUAACGUUUUUUUUCUGGUGAUUAUUAUAUUAACACAUGACUGGAAGCUGGAGACUUAUUAUAUACUGUACAUGUGAAUUGCCUCAAAACAUGGAAACCUCAGCAGCGUUCAGUUUAGUUGAUUCUCAGCAGAAAGACAUUGUACAAUUUCCCUCAUUGUAUCCUAUUAUUGAUAUUAUUAUUAAUAUUAUUAUUAAUAUCAUUAUUACUGCAGAACAUGUAAUUAGUCACAAAUACAGUUUGUGAUGUAUCAAUGAUCAAGUAUAAUAAACUAUAUUUACCCAUCUUACUCAUGUACUCACAGCGCUCCUUCUUAUCCUUGUGUCAGUCUACUUUCUCUGGGUGAAUAUCCCUUCACCUUCGCUGAUACACGCAUCCAUGUACUAUAAAUACUCCAUUCUUUUUUAAUGAAAAAACAAACAAAACAAAGCGAAACCUUCAAAUAUAAUGCCGAAGCCGUGAGCUAUGUUUGCAUCUUUGUAGUUUAUAACUCUGUUGUCUGUGUAUUAGAUGACUGUUGACGUGAAGCACAAACCUUUGGAGAUCAGCCAUCACUUGAAAGCCAAUGACUGGGCCGGCGUCUCAUGUCUGUGACUACCUUGUGUUAAAAGUUUAAACUGCUCACACUGUUAAACCUGGCGCGCCUGCCGCUCCAGCAUUAUCAGGAACACCAGGGUCAGACAACACAUGUUGAAGAGACUUUGUCCUGGAGGAAAUGUUAACACUUUCAGGAAACAGGAAGUGAAACUAGUUGGUGUUGUCAUGAGCAAUAAGUGCACUAAAUCAGAUAUAAGUGUUACCUGAGUACAAAUAUCUGGGAUCACUACUCUGGAGUGAAGGAAAAAAAAGUGUUGUAUGACAUAGAACAGUGUGUUUGUCUUUGGCCACCCCUGUUUUUUUAGGUUUUAUUCAUAAUGUGCACAUAAAACCAAACAUCACUUGCAUAGAAUUUGGUAAUCAACAAAAAUAGGUGUUACUAUUAUAUAUUUUUUUUUAUUGACAUGGAAUUUCCUUGUGUGAGUCUUGUUUGUGGUGGAAAAACACUUGAACAAAAAAGAAAUGACCCCAGUCAUAGUGCAGUUUGUUAAAUGCCAUAAGAAUUGUAAAAACUGACGACAGUCUUUACCCCACGUCAGAGAACAGGAGUGCGUACGAGAACCAGUGGUGAACUGUUUUAGACCUGAAUUUACUGCAUAUCUAUAACCAAGUACUACAAGGUGUUAGUUACUGUUACUAUACUGUACAGAGAUUUUAAUUAUUUCCUUUUUACUCUUAAUAAAUACACCACAGCACAUCAUUCAUUUUCUUGCUGCAUGACCACUGUGUAUCCCCAUCAUCACUGGGUCUUUUUAUGUGAUUUCCAACAUGCGGUUUAUUUGAAUUGUCUAAACUGUACUUCUGGAGCCAGAUGAACCAAUGCAGCGUUCUCUAUAACCUGUUGUGCAUCGUUCUUACCUGAAAAUCCAGGCCUGGUUUUUCAACCAACACUCACUUAAUGAGAAACUGUAACACAUGAGGAUAACUGAACUGAACCUCAUUCAUUUUUACAGAAACUAAAAAAAAAACAACUAAUAUUUGGAUGUGCCUUUAAGACUGGUUCUUACUGGUACCACUGAAAUUUGCAUGCACUCCCACCAGUGGGAAUCUGGAGUUGCUUCAUCUGCCUCCACAUGCUGUGUGUGCAUUUUACUGUAGAUAAUGUGAUUUUAAAUCUGAACUGUACAUUAAACGGUCAAUACAAACGUGUAACCUAGUCUCCAAGAAAGAGCUUGUGGAAGUGUAGUCUAAGUGACGGUGUGAGUGACAGGAGCUAUGAUUAGAACUUAGUUUCCCCUGACAUAAGGUCUGACUUUGUCUGUGAGCUCCUCGGUGUUUGGACGUGGCUCAGAUUACGGUGACAGCGAGUUCUGCCUUUGUAACAGUGAGAAUAAUUUAAUAAAAUUAGUAUUUAAAAUCAGA